CCGCGCACCGCUGACGUCUUCCACGGAUGUGACUGAGCAGCUGCGCCACCCCGCCUCCUGUCACCGGUACUGUGCGCGCCGCCGCUCGGGAGUACAGUUACGACGUCAAAGAGCGCCGCAUCUCCUUCCAGUUUGGAGCGACCGCCACAACUCGCCUGCUGUGUGGCCGUUAGCUACGACUUACUCCACCAUACAGAAGUAAGAUGAGAGGCUACGGAGCUGCUGGGGUGUUGGCACCUUUGCUGGUGUUGACGGUGAUGCUGUCAGCCGUGCAGGGCCAGGUGCCAGCGCUGGGGGCCUGUCCAGACAUGCAGACGGUGCCCGGCUUCGACAUGGCCAGGUACAUGGGCCGGUGGUACGAGGCGGAGCGCUACUUCGCGCUGUUCGAGUUUGGCGGCAAGUGCGUCAGCGCCAACUACACCGACUCCGGCGAGGGCCGCGUCGCCAUCGUCAACAGGCAGACCAGCUCCAUAACUGGUAUACGAUCAACGAUUGAGGGUGAGGUUCGGAUCCUGGGCCGCACGGAUGACUCCAAGCUCAACGUCCGAUUUCCAUCCCUGCCAGUCACGUUUACGGCGCCGUACUGGAUCCUCGACACAGACUACGACAGCUUCGCCGUCGUGUGGUCGUGCACCAACUUCGGGCUCUUCAGCAUACGUAACGCUUGGAUCCUGACACGCGACCGCUUCCCGACGCUGGAGGUGAUGGAGCGCGCCUACUCUGCCGUGGACCGCCACGGCGUCUCCAGGGCUUUCUUCAUCCGGACCGACCAGAGGAACUGUCCCAGCGUCUACUGAGCUCGCGGCCGCUUCACGCCGUGCCAGCGUCCUGGAUUCACUGCGUGAACUGUCCAAUCUUAUGACUCCCUUGAGGAAAAUAGCCCAUAUGUAUUCCGAAAGACUAUAGGGAACGUCUGUCUACAAAGAUACGCGUCGCUACGCUUUGGACUACAUCUUUCAAUCUGUGAUCCUACUGUUUACGUUCGAAGACCAUGGUCUACUUGAAGAAAUAUUAUAAUUAGGUCUUUUUACUGAAGACCACGGUCUAGUUGGAGAAAUGUUAUAAUCAGUUUUUUUCUUGGUUUAUUUAAAGAGAAUGGCGGUGCAAUACAUUUCGUACCGCAGCGCCUCACCUUUCCGACUGUCAAGUCCACAAAAGUUUCAAAUGACUGUAAACCGAAUCUAUAACGUAUUUCGUGCACAAGUACAUCGUCCAAAGGGUUUAAAUUUUUUUAGUGAUAGUGAAUGUUUUGGAAGCAUAUGCAUCACUUCUGAAGAGGAUCUACGUUUCUUAAUUUCUUCCAAUAAUGUAUGAUUUUAAAUAUAUUGUUCCACUAGAAAAGCAUUUCCCACCAUUCGUGGUAGCUGUUUACAUGCUACAGCGGCUUUCUAAAUGUGAGAAGUAUCACGUCAUCAUAGCAGACAGAUUAAACUUUCG
Messenger RNA from Schistocerca americana (American grasshopper), 1437 nucleotides. Its product is annotated as apolipoprotein D-like. Gene Ontology annotation, biological process: lipid transport; tissue regeneration; brain development. The record is from RefSeq and is a predicted model, not a curated record. The transcript is spliced from 6 exons. Bases 204 to 797 code for a protein of 197 amino acids. NCBI's taxonomy places the organism in Eukaryota, Metazoa, Arthropoda, Insecta, Orthoptera, Acrididae. Gene Ontology annotation, molecular function: lipid binding.